This is a messenger RNA of Purpureocillium lilacinum, 660 nucleotides long. RefSeq lists its product as uncharacterized. NCBI's taxonomy places the organism in Eukaryota, Fungi, Ascomycota, Sordariomycetes, Hypocreales, Ophiocordycipitaceae. The record is from RefSeq and is a predicted model, not a curated record.
AUGCCGCUCAUCGCCGCCAAGACCAUCAUCACCUCCAUCUCCCUCUUCCACCUCACCCUCGCCUUCUUCUUCCUCACCAACCCGCGCACCAUCGACGAGCAGGCCAUUGUCUUUGUCAUGGGCGAGAGCAUGGGCAUGCCCGCCGUCCGCGGCUUCGACGCCCAGUCCCCCGCCCUCGCCUUCCUCGCCGUCGUCCUCGCCCUCCUCGGCCUGAGCGACCUCGUCUCCCUCUCCAUGCCCGAGGAGCUCGGCGCACUCUACUACUGGGGCACCCAAGCGCCCCUCCGCUCCCUUUUCUCCAUGGCCCUCGUCUUCUACUCCUACUUCCUCGGCCCCUCGUCCCCCAUCUUCGGCACCGCCUCCCUCUCCCGCGCCGGCCGCCGCGCCGCCGCCGCCGGCGCAACCGGUGGCGUCGUCCCGCCCUCGACAUCGACCUCUUCCUCCUCGCCCGCGUCCGCGCCCUCUUCCAUCUACCGCCCCUCCGGCUGGGGCGGCGACGCCCUCAAGAACCGCGUCUUCUUCACCUUCAUGUUCCUCGAGAUGAUCACCUGGUUCUGGAUCUGGGUCACCCUGCGCGAGGAGCGCGCCGGCGUCGUCGAGAAGCUGCGUGCGGCCGGCCGCGCGGAGCGAAAGAGGGGCGUGCACGAGCAUGACGAGUAG